This is a messenger RNA of Aspergillus campestris IBT 28561, 1615 nucleotides long. Its product is annotated as peptidyl-prolyl cis-trans isomerase D. NCBI's taxonomy places the organism in Eukaryota, Fungi, Ascomycota, Eurotiomycetes, Eurotiales, Aspergillaceae. Bases 92 to 1216 code for a protein of 374 amino acids. Gene Ontology annotation, biological process: protein folding; protein peptidyl-prolyl isomerization. Gene Ontology annotation, cellular component: intracellular membrane-bounded organelle. The transcript has 5 exons. Gene Ontology annotation, molecular function: peptidyl-prolyl cis-trans isomerase activity; protein binding. The record is from RefSeq and is a predicted model, not a curated record.
CACCUCCUCCCAUCGAACCCCUCGAGUUGUCCUGCAAUCUUCCAUCGCAUUUCUCCCUAUUUAAAACCUUAUUUUCCUCUUCCCUCUCACCAUGGCCGAGUCGCAGCGCCGCCCUCGCGUUUUCUUUGACGUUCAGAUUGGCAACCAGAAGACUGGGCGCAUUGCUAUCGAACUGUUCAAUGAUGUCGUCCCUAAGACCGCAGAGAAUUUCCGCGCUCUCUGUACGGGAGAGAAGGGCGUGGGGAAACAGGGCAAGCCGUUGAGCUUCAAAGACUCGAUUUUCCACCGUGUCAUCAAGCAGUUCAUGAUCCAGGGUGGUGACUUUACCGCCUUUAACGGAACCGGAGGUGAAUCGAUCUACGGCGAGAAGUUCCCCGACGAGAACUUCGAUCUGAAGCAUGACCGGCCCUUCCUCCUCUCCAUGGCCAACUCCGGCCCCGGCACCAACGGUAGCCAGUUCUUCAUUACCACCGUCCCCACCCCUCAUCUGGAUGGCAAGCACGUCGUGUUCGGCGAGGUGAUCAACGGAAAGAGCGUGGUUCGCAAGGUCGAGAACAUGCCUACCAACGCCGACAAGCCUAACAAAGACGUGACUAUCGUCGACUGCGGCGAGCUCACGGGCUCCGACUACGAUGAGGCCGACAAGCAGGUCCCUGAUGCCACUGGCGAUCCGUUCGAGGACUUCCCCGAUGACCACCAGGGUGAGGAGCUGAGCGCUCCCGUGUGCUUCAAGAUCGCGUCCGAACUUAAGAACUACGGCAACUCCGCCUUCAAGUCCGGCAACCUCGCCCUGGGUCUCGAGAAGUAUCAGAAGGCUCUACGCUACAUGAAUGAGUUCCCCGAGCCGGACGAGGAGAAGGACCCCAAGGACCUGGAACCGCAGUUGAAGGCCCUGCGCUUUGCAUUGCACUCCAACUCGGCCCUGCUCGCGAACAAGCUGUCACAGUAUAAGAACGCCCAGACUUGGGCGUCCUACGCGCUCGAAGUCGCCGACGCCGCCAAGGCCAAGGACACCGACCGUGCUAAAGCCCUGUACCGCCGCGCUGUUGCUUCCGGCGGUCUCAAGGAGGAGGAUGCCGCGCUGUCGGAUCUCGAGGCCGCAUCCAAGCUGGCCCCUGGCGAUGCGGGGAUCACCAACGAAGUCGCUCGGGUCAAGCAGGCGAUCAAGAACCGCGAGGCCAAGGAGCGAGCUACGGCGCGGAAGUUCUUCUCGUAGACUGCUUCGGAGUUCUCGCGGGGGAGACAUGCCCUCUCCAUGAUUCAUGAUUCAUGAGUGUUUCUAUACUCUUCGUCCCAUUUGCAUCAGAUAAGCAGAAAAUACUCACCACUGUGCAUCAUUUCUUGCAACGCUUUUCCCCCCCUCUCCCGCCAAAUGUCACCUCCCCCGCAUUUGCCCCGCAAGCAAACAUCCUUCCCGGGGUACGCCCCAUCUUUUGUAGCAUGGAUUUCGGCGCAAUACAUGUCUCUUUCCAACUAAUUUUCUUUAUACUUUGGCCCGGGUAGGAUGACCCUGCAGCUGGUGUAUCGUCAAGAGAGAAGGAUAGAUUUAGGAGCGGGAGAUGCCGCGAGAAGAAAACGAGAAGCAAAAGAAAUGCAAUGUUGUCUAAUAUGUAAG